Messenger RNA from Drosophila suzukii, 1647 nucleotides. It is a transcript of the gene Rsf1, whose product is annotated as Repressor splicing factor 1. NCBI's taxonomy places the organism in Eukaryota, Metazoa, Arthropoda, Insecta, Diptera, Drosophilidae. The record is from RefSeq and is a predicted model, not a curated record. Gene Ontology annotation, biological process: mRNA splicing, via spliceosome. Gene Ontology annotation, cellular component: nuclear speck. Gene Ontology annotation, molecular function: mRNA binding.
CGAGUUUAACCACCCUGGUUGAAAACUUGAUAUAGAUACAAACGCUAAAUUGUCCGGUGGUGAUAACUUAUUGAUUAUUUAUUUUUCAAGCAGGUAUCUGAAAGGGAUAUCGCGGAAACAGUAACAUUAGAUGUCUAGCAUGGGUGAUCAGCGUGGGACAAGGGUGUACGUUGGCAAUCUGACCGAUAAAGUGAAAAAAGACGAUCUGGAGGGGGAGUUCACAAAGUACGGCAAGCUGAAUUCGGUAUGGAUAGCAUUCAACCCCCCGGGCUUUGCGUUUGUGGAGUUCGAGCACCGCGACGACGCCGAAAAGGCGUGCGACAUACUGAACGGUUCGGAACUCCUGGGAUCCCAGCUGCGAGUAGAGAUCUCGAAGGGGCGGCCGCGUCAGGGUAGGCGUGGCGGGCCGGCCGAAAGGGGCAGACGCGGCGAUUUCGGCCGGCACAGCAUCACGAGCAGUGGCAGCGGCGGCGGGGGAUUCCGGCAGCGUGGAUCCAGCGGAUCCUCGAGUCGUCACACGGAGAGGGGCUAUAGCUCCGGACGAUCCGGGGCCAGCAGCUACAAUGGACGCGAUGGCGGCGGAAGCGGCUUCAAUCGACGCGAGGUGUACGGCGGCGGACGCGAGAGCAGCCGCUACAGCAGUGGAAGCAGUGCCAGCUAUGGACGCACUGGCGGACAAUCAGCUGGACGCUUCCGGUCUCGCUCGCCGGUUGGAAACCAUCGAUUCUAAUGACAACACCCCUCAUAGUUGCCUAUGAGUAAUGAUUAAUAAAUAAUAACUUAAGUGCGACACCGUAAACGCAGACUCGAAACAUUUAAAAUCGUAGCAUUCGAUCGUUUUCGAUCGGCCAACCAACAACAACAAACAACAACAACAACACCCCACAUCAACAAAACUGAUAGUCGUCGUCGUAUUUUCAUUAUUUAUUUAACGAGUACCCAUUAAUAACAUGACAAUUGCAAGCACAUAAAAUUUAAGUUAUAACGUAGAAAACUAGUAAGAAGAAAUACGCUAAGACUCGAACAACGUCAAACCAAAUUCUAGAAGUACGCAAUUUUAAUAAAGAAAAUGCGGAAAAGUUUCUCGUAUACGUACAAGCUUUCGCAUCAUAAUUGGUCUAAAUAUUAAAGAACUUAAAAGGAAUCGGAAUUGUUUAGGUGUUCAUUUUCUACAGAACUUGUAUAAUCAUCUAAUACCCUUCAAAAUGAAGCUGUGUAAUUAUACCCGGUUCGUUCAGAAGUCUGAAACGGGAUAGAACGCGUUUCAGACACUUCUGGAUGAUCUGUCCGAUUUUCUGGAUCUUGAAGACUAUAGGAGCAAUAACCGGCAGGUGCUUGCAGGCAGACCACCAACAAUAAUUAAGACAUUGACUUUAAAUUUGGUAAGAAAUACUGCAUGAUCUACCUACAUUUUUAACUCAAUCAAACAAAAACUAAUAAAGUGCUGCUCUAGCCAAUGCUUCAAGCGACUAUCUUAAGUUAAGAGUAUCGGGUUUAACAUAUAACGGUUUUUCGGUUCCAGCAUUUUUGAUAUUUUAACAAAUUAACCAGUCAUUAGUCAGUGAAUCUCUUGAAAACACUGAGAUCCAUAAGAAUGCUUUAUGUUAAAAAAAAAAAGCAGAGCAAUAUUCUUUUUGUGAAAAUGUC